CUGGAGACUUCGUAGAGGACAAGCAAACUCUGCCUUUGGUACCUCUCUAUAAGAACCCCCAGGAGGAGAAGUCACUCAUAUCAAGACUUUAUCGAUCAUGGGAGAGGAAGUGAAGCUUUUUGGUGUUUGGGGAAGCCCUUUCAGUAAGAGAGUGGAAAUGGCUCUGAAGCUGAAAGGUGUCGAAUACGACUUCUUUGAUGAGGACCUGCAAAACAAGAGUGAACUGCUUCUCAAAUACAACCCAGUUCACAAGAAGAUCCCUGUGCUCGUACACAAAGGAAAACCAAUAGCAGAGUCUGCUAUUAUUCUUGAAUACAUAGAUGAGACAUGGGAGGGCUUUGCCCUUUUGCCUAAAGACCCUUAUCAAAGAGCAACUGCUCGCUUUUGGGCCAGGUUCGUCGAGGAAAAGUGCAUGCCUGCGAUGUUCAAAUGCUCUGUCGGUACAGAGGAUCGUGAAAAGGCUGUGGAAGAAGCUUAUGAGACUCUGAAACUGCUUGAAAAUGAGCUCAAGGGUAAGAAGUUCUUUGGGGGAGAGGAGAUUGGGUUUGUGGACAUUGUUGCUGACUUCAUAGGAGGCUACUGGCUUAGAGAUUUUCAAGAGGUUGUCGGAAUGGAGCUCUUAACAAAGGAGAAACUUCCCAAGCUAUGUGAAUGGAGUGAUGAGUUUGUCAACCAUGCUGUUAUCAAGGAAGUUCUGCCUCCUAGAGAUAAGCUUAUUGCUUUCUUCCGCACCCGCUUUGGUUCAAAGCCAUAGAUGACUCGCAACCAUCUUUUGUCUCAUGAUGUAACAAUAAUAAAACUGGUUCUCAUAUGUAUGUCUAUCAUAUGUUCGAUCAGUUUUGAAUAAAUGACAAGCCUUAUAAAAGAUGGUUUUAAUGUAACGCGAGGUUAAACUCUAUAUCUCUCCCUUGUAAUAUCGAAAUCGAAGUAAUAGUGUUUGAGCCCGGUGGAUAUUUUGGUCCAAG
Fragaria vesca subsp. vesca is the source of this 965-nucleotide messenger RNA. Its product is annotated as probable glutathione S-transferase-like. The coding region runs from base 98 to 754 and encodes 218 amino acids. The transcript is spliced from 2 exons. Gene Ontology annotation, cellular component: cytoplasm. The record is from RefSeq and is a predicted model, not a curated record. Gene Ontology annotation, molecular function: glutathione transferase activity. Gene Ontology annotation, biological process: glutathione metabolic process. NCBI's taxonomy places the organism in Eukaryota, Viridiplantae, Streptophyta, Magnoliopsida, Rosales, Rosaceae.